UCAAUAAGGUACGCGAACCAGUCGGCUCCCUUCUGGGACUUCAUUGCAGGCCUUGAGAACCAAGGCCCAACUCAGUCCUUUGCCGGACCUGCGGGAGGCCAUCAUGGUCCUCACAAUGAGAGACGCCCCAAUUCACCUCCUGGUGAGAAUCCGCCGCCAUUCCAUCCGGAGGGCGGCCCUCACCCGCCUCCGCCUCACCAUGGCGAACAUCCGCACCCACCUCACCACGGCGAACACCCACCUCCGCCGCCUCACAUGGAAGGACAACCUCCCUUCCCCCACUCUGAAGAACCUCCUCCCCCUCCACCAGGCCCCCACAACGGCCCUGGCCCCGUAGGCCCGGACGGUGAGCACAGGUCUCCCCGUCAUGGUGGUCACGCACACCCAAACCACCAUCACCGUGGCUCGCGUGGCCGUGGUGGUAGGUCCUUUGGAGGACACGACAGAUUCGGCCACCGCGGCCCUCCUCCCUUCCCCCUAGGGGGUAUUGAUUUCGCCGGCCUGGCGGAGAUGUUCCAGCGCCAGCUCUUCGGCGAACAAGGACGUGAGAGCGAGUCGAAGGAAGAAGGUGCGCAGGACGACUUCCAGCCCGAGGCUGAUGUCUUCGACACCGAGACGUCAUAUGUGGUUCAUGUUUCGCUUCCGGGCGCGAAGAAGGAGGAUGUCGGUGUCAGCUGGGACUCGGAAAAGAGCGAGCUUAACGUCGCCGGUGUUAUCUACCGCCCUGGCGAUGAAGACUUCCUCAAGACUCUUGCCCUCGAUGAGAGAAAGGUCGGUGCCUUUCAACGCAAGAUCCGACUUGGCAGCCGCGCGAACCCUGCGCAGGUCGACGAUGAUGCCAUUUCUGCCAAGCUUGAGGAUGGCGUGCUCAGGGUAGAAGUACCCAAGCUUGACAAGGAUUAUGUCGAGAUCAAGAAGGUCGACAUUGAGUAGGAUUCUGGUACGGAAUGAGCGGGAUACCCUGAGGUGGUUGGAAGGAAAUGACAAAGAAAUGACAAGGUAAUGGGCGUUUGGGUUUAAGUCGUCAUUUGAUAGUUCUAAGGAAAAAGAGAAAAGCAUAAAAAAAUGUCCAUUCCUUUUCCAAACAAAGCCCUG
This is a messenger RNA of Aplosporella prunicola CBS 121167, 1095 nucleotides long. RefSeq lists its product as uncharacterized. Lineage: Eukaryota; Fungi; Ascomycota; Dothideomycetes; Botryosphaeriales; Aplosporellaceae. The record is from RefSeq and is a predicted model, not a curated record. The transcript is spliced from 2 exons. Bases 256 to 933 code for a protein of 225 amino acids. Gene Ontology annotation, biological process: response to salt stress; protein complex oligomerization; response to hydrogen peroxide.